UUUAUUUAUUUUUUUUUUUUUUUUUUUUUUUUUGAAAUAUAAAAUAUAUUUCCAAUUCUUUCCAUCGAAAAUGGCACCAAAAAGAAGCCGAAAAUCCCGCCUGAACUCCCUCACCCUUCCCAGUAGCGAUACGAAAACUCUCAAAAAAUCUGGCAAAUCGAAUAUUUCUCUAAAGACCUCCAAGAAAUCGUUGAAAAUCGAAGAAAUAUCCUCUGAAGGUCAGAGCAACAAUUAUGAGAGCGUCGACUAUGAAGCAGAACAAAAUGAAGAGGGAUCGUCGCAAAAUAUCCAUGCCAUGCUGUCAAGAACCUCUUUGCUUCUCUUGGAUUAUCGGCAAUUCAAAGCGGCCCGCUGUAUUCAGCGUUUUGUGCGAGGCUGGUUGGCCCGCACCCGAUUUCGGCGUCUAAAAUGGGCCACCAUUAUCAUACAAACGGAAUGGCGUCGUUUCCAUGCCUGCCGUUUGUAUUACCGCAAAUUGGAGGAUUUGGUUCAGCAAAGGAUCGAAGAACACUACUACAAGUCAGCUCAAAAAAUCCAGGCCCUCUGGCGUGGUUGGUGGGUUCGUGAGCACAUUCACGAUCACACAAAGCUGGUGCGCCUACAGCUAAUGGCUGGAGAGGAUUUAUUGCACUGUGUGGCCUUUAAGCUACAUCAUUUGCUGCGGACCCAUCAAAUACCGGGAGUCUAUUCGCUGAGGAACUCAAGUGCCCUUUCUAAAGUAGAGGCCCUGUUGGCUUCCAUGACCUUUAAGACCUGUACGGAACGGGUACGUAAGGCCCAUGAUUUUCGUCAAAAUCAAAUAAAGGAGGGUCGAAAACAAUUUGAAAAGUCGGCUCAUGGUACCCGCCUACCUUUCCCUGGGCCCAAUAUUCACAACGCUUGUAUGCCCAAAUGUAUGCCACUGUAUAAUGAAAAGGAUGCUGAUCGUAGAAUGAAUAAAAUCCUGCGGAUGUAUGAGGAGGCCAGCCGGCGUGAUCCCAGGAUCAAGAAUGUGAAACGGAAGUCGAAAUUUUCCCAACAAUAUCGCGGCCUGUGUAAACCCGAACCUACCACAUUCUGUGGCGAUGUGGUGCGCAGCAUGAAAAAAUGGAAAAUCCUUAAUGACACCAACUUGCAAGUCGAUCCCAAUAUAUUUCAGAGUCCGGAAAAUGUUGAAAACUUCCUCAAGGAAAUCAAAUCAUGGUGGAGUUUAUUACACGGUAACUGCCAUUGUUGCCAGACGAAUUUGAAGGAAGUGGCUGAAAAAGAAGAAAGAAAACUGAAAAUAAAAAUUCACUAAAUUUUUUGUUGUCUGGUUGGCAUGGAAAUAAAAUAUCUUCCGUUUUUUUUUUGUUUUGCUAAUAAAUGGUGUGGAAAAAUCA
Musca domestica (house fly) is the source of this 1361-nucleotide messenger RNA. RefSeq lists its product as uncharacterized. The record is from RefSeq and is a predicted model, not a curated record. The coding region runs from base 71 to 1279 and encodes 402 amino acids. The transcript has 4 exons. Gene Ontology annotation, molecular function: protein binding. Lineage: Eukaryota; Metazoa; Arthropoda; Insecta; Diptera; Muscidae.